This is a messenger RNA of Musca vetustissima, 2105 nucleotides long. RefSeq lists its product as uncharacterized. The record is from RefSeq and is a predicted model, not a curated record. The transcript has 6 exons. Lineage: Eukaryota; Metazoa; Arthropoda; Insecta; Diptera; Muscidae. Bases 69 to 2105 code for a protein of 678 amino acids.
CCACCACCAGUAUUGUCAUAGCCACAUGCCUGCUCCUCAUUGCCUUGCCCACACCAGCGGCAGCCCGCAUGGCCUUUGAAAAACUGACAGAUUACGACUUUGCCGGUACGACCUAUUACAGUGUUAAGAAUCUCUCCCUAUACGAAUGUCAGGGCUGGUGUCGUGAGGAAGCCGAUUGUCAAGCUGCUGCCUUUAGUUUUGUCGUCAAUCCCCUGUCACCUUCACAGGAAACCCACUGCCAAUUGCAAAAUGACUCAUCGGCCCAUAACCCUUCAGCGGCUCCACAGCGUUCCGCCAACAUGUAUUACAUGGUGAAACUGCAGUUGCGCAGUGAAAAUGUCUGCCAUCGACCAUGGUCCUUCGAACGGGUACCGAAUAAGGUUAUCCGUGGUAAUGACAAUGCCCUGAUCUACACGAGCACCAAGGAAGCAUGUCUCUCGGCCUGUUUGAAUGAGAAGAGAUUCGUGUGCCGUUCGGUGGAAUACGAUUACAAUAGCAUGAAGUGUGUCCUCUCCGAUGCUGAUCGUCGUAGUGGUGGACAAUUUGUUCAGUUGGCUGAUGCCCAGGGUACAGAUUAUUUUGAGAACUUGUGUUUGAAGCCCCAACAGGCCUGUAAAUCCACACGGUCCUUUGCCAAUGCCAGAGUGGGAGUUUCGGAGGAGAAGGUAGCCCAAUAUGUUGGCCUCCACUACUACACCGACAAGGAAUUACAAGUCACUUCGGAAUCAGCCUGUCGUCUGGCCUGUGAAAUUGAAUCGGAAUUCUUGUGCCGCUCCUUCUUGUAUCUGGGUCAGCCUCAGGGUGCCCAAUAUAACUGCCGUUUGUAUCAUUUGGAUCACAAGACCCUGCCCGAUGGUCCCUCAACCUAUUUGAAUCAUGAACGUCCCUUGAUCGAUCACGGUGAACCCAUUGGACAAUAUUUCGAAAACAUUUGCGAUAAAUCGGCAGCUCCAUCGGCCAUUUCCACCAGCCCUGGACCAUUGGAUCAAUUGGAUCAACAAGAUAGCCUGUUGAGUGUACAAGAGGAUCCCGCCUUGAAUAUUACCCGCAAUGAUGUGAAUUGUGAUAAGACCGGUACCUGUUAUGAUGUCUCCGUCCACUGCAAGGAUACCCGCAUUGCCGUCCAAGUCCGCACCAACAAACCCUUCAACGGACGUAUCUAUGCCUUGGGCCGUUCCGAAACCUGUAACAUUGAUGUCAUCAAUUCCGAUUCGUUCCGUUUGGAUUUGACCAUGGCCGGACAGGAUUGUAAUACCCAGAGUGUGACCGGUGUCUAUUCGAAUACCGUUGUCCUGCAACAUCACAGCGUUGUCAUGACCAAGGCCGAUAAAAUCUACAAGGUCAAGUGUACCUAUGACAUGAGCUCCAAGAACAUUACCUUCGGCAUGAUGCCCAUCCGUGAUCCUGAAAUGAUUCACAUCAACUCGUCGCCUGAGGCUCCACCACCAAGAAUUCGCAUUUUGGAUACCCGCCAACGUGAAGUGGAGACUGUGCGCAUUGGUGAUCGUCUGAACUUCCGCAUUGAAAUUCCCGAAGAUACUCCCUAUGGCAUUUUCGCCCGCUCCUGUGUUGCCAUGGCCAAGGAUGCCCGCACCAGUUUCAAAAUCAUCGAUGACGAUGGCUGUCCCACCGAUCCCACCAUCUUCCCGGGCUUCACAGCCGACGGCAAUGCCCUGCAAUCGACCUAUGAAGCUUUCCGUUUCACCGAAAGCUAUGGCGUCAUCUUCCAGUGCAAUGUCAAGUACUGCUUGGGUCCAUGCGAACCGGCUGUGUGCGAAUGGAAUAUGGAAUCGUUUGAAAGCUUGGGCAGAAGACGUCGUCGUUCCGUGGAAAGCAAUGACACCAAGGAAGCCGAUGAGGAUAUGAACAUUUCCCAGGAGAUUUUAGUUUUAGAUUUCGGUGAUGAGAAACGUGAAUUUUUCAAAUCGGAUCCCAGCACAGAUUUUGCUAAAGAUAAGACUGUCACUAUCAUUGAACCCUGCCCCACUAAAACUUCCGUCUUGGCUUUGGCCGUUACCUGUGCUCUCAUGAUUUUAUUGUAUAUUUCCACUUUGUUUGUGUACUAUAUGAAAAAAUGGAUGCAACCCCAUAAAAUUGUAGCAUAA